This is a messenger RNA of Pelmatolapia mariae (spotted tilapia), 6557 nucleotides long. RefSeq names its product discs, large homolog 3 (Drosophila) (gene dlg3). The record is from RefSeq and is a predicted model, not a curated record. Gene Ontology annotation, cellular component: neuromuscular junction; neuron projection; basolateral plasma membrane. The transcript has 20 exons. Gene Ontology annotation, molecular function: kinase binding. The coding region runs from base 773 to 3460 and encodes 895 amino acids. Gene Ontology annotation, biological process: establishment or maintenance of epithelial cell apical/basal polarity; receptor localization to synapse; embryo development. Lineage: Eukaryota; Metazoa; Chordata; Actinopteri; Cichliformes; Cichlidae.
CUAGGGCAAGCUGGCUGAGAGGCAAUCCAGUGCUCAGCUCCUCUCUGCAGGCUGAGAAAAGAGACAGAGAGCGAAAGACAACGAUUUUCAACGCAGGAGGGGAAAAAAAGCCGUGAGAUUUUGACAAGAACAGGAAGAUACCAAGAAUUAACUGAAGAUUUUCAUCUGCGGAUAUCAUUUAUUUAUACAUAUUGUUUAUAUAUCUAUAUAUAUAUAUUUGUACACACGCAUAUAGAUAUUUAUAUAUAUAUACAUUUAUCCUUGUACAUAUCUGUAUCUGUGCUUGUCUGUUUAUAUUAAUAUUUUUAUAUGUAUUUGUGUGUGUAAAUAUAUAUGAUAUAUAAACAAAAAAUAUCUAUAUAUCUAUGAAUUUAUAUGCGUAUCACUGUGAACCAAGAGAAGCAAGAGGAAAUUUCUAUCAUCAGGGCUGGUCUCUGAUUGUGUGGCGGUAUACAAUAUUUUAAAUAUUUCCUUUGAUCUUCAACGUCAAGAGGACAAAGACUACGUGCCCAUUUUGUAUUUUUGUUUUCCUGUCGCUGCUUCCCAUCCCUCUCAGUCCGUUUUUUUUUUCUGCGUCCGGAAGGAAUAAACUGGAGAGUGACAGGAUUUGACGAAAAGGGAAAAUCUGUAGAAAUUCCUGUGAUUAGUGUUAUUUCCAUCGGCAUUAGCGCUCUGUGAGCCGAUCACAGCGUGCUGUGUGAGAUCUGAGGAGGCAGCAGAGACAGAGUGCCACGCCGCUCAUCUCAGCGUCAGCCCAGCCAGCACAGCCAGCAUGCACAAACACCACCACUGCUGCAAGUGCCCAGAAUGUUAUGAGGUGACCCGUAUGGCUGCCCUGCGUAGGAUGGACGCCCCGUCGUAUGGAGGAGACUGGCAGGCCGAGCCCUAUGGAUACCCACCUGGGUAUGGUGGAGGCCAGACCUUACCCCCUCCAGCCUCAGGGGGAGGUGGAAGCAUGGGAGGAGGAGGGGGCACUUUAGGGAGAAGUAAGGGCAAGGUUAUGUCUGGUGGGGGCCCUGGAGGCCCCAACCCAAAGGGCCAAUCCAAGGGUGGCCCCAAAGUAAAUGGCAACAACUCCAGUGGACAAGGAGGAUGGUGGCCCGAGUGCACCUGCACCAACCGGGAGUGGUAUGACCAGGCCAACCCUCCCCCCAUCAUUGUCAACGCAGACUCACUAGAUGCAGGCCCUUAUGUUAAUGGAAGUGAUGGGAUGUAUAAAUAUGAAGAGAUCAUUUUGGAGAGGGGGAACUCUGGUCUGGGCUUCAGCAUUGCUGGAGGAAUAGACAAUCCCCACAUUCCUGAUGAUCCAGGGAUCUUCAUCACCAAGAUCAUCCCCGGAGGAGCAGCUGCUAUGGAUGGACGGCUGGGGGUUAACGACUGCGUGCUGCGUGUUAAUGAUGUCGAUGUGUCUGAGGUGGUUCACAGCCGGGCGGUGGAAGCCUUGAAAGAGGCAGGACCAGUGGUGAGGUUAUUGGUUCGACGGAGACAGGCCCCACCUGAGACGAUUCUGGAGGUCAACCUGCUGAAAGGGCCCAAAGGACUGGGAUUCAGCAUUGCUGGAGGGAUUGGGAAUCAACAUAUCCCAGGAGACAACAGCAUCUAUAUUACCAAGAUUAUAGAAGGUGGAGCUGCUCAAAAAGAUGGACGACUGCAAACCGGAGACCGCCUGCUCGCUGUGAACAACAUCGUGCUACAGGAUGUGCGUCAUGAGGAGGCAGUAGCUGCGCUGAAGAACACCUCCGAUAUGGUUUACCUCAAGGUGGCCAAGCCGGGACCUGUGCAUUUGAACGACAUGUAUGCCCCACCAGACUACUCCAGCACCUUCCCCACCAUGGUGGACAACCACGUCAGCCACAACUACAUGGGGGGAAUGGAACCCAAGCCAGUGUACCCGCCACCCCAAGUCACCCCGUCCAGGUACUCGCCCGUUCCCCGCCACAUGAUGGGGGAGGAAGACUUCACGAGGGAGCCAAGGAAGGUGGUGCUACACAAGGGCUCUACUGGUCUGGGUUUCAACAUUGUUGGCGGGGAGGAUGGAGAAGGGAUCUUCGUCUCCUUCAUCCUGGCUGGAGGCCCGGCUGACCUGAGCGGGGAGCUGAGGAGGGGCGACAGGAUUCUCUCAGUGAAUGGUGUGAAUCUAAGGAAUGCCACACAUGAGCAGGCAGCUGCAGCACUGAAGAGAGCUGGGCAGACCGUUACCAUCAUUGCUCAAUACAGGCCUGAAGAGUAUAGUCGCUUUGAGUCCAAGAUCCACGACCUGAGGGAGCAGAUGAUGAACAGCAGCAUGAGCUCAGGAUCAGGUUCCCUGCGCACUAGUGAGAAGCGCUCCCUAUAUGUCAGAGCUUUGUUUGACUACGAUCGAACGAGGGACAGCUGUCUGCCCAGCCAAGGCCUGAGCUUCUCUUAUGGGGAUAUCCUUCAUGUCAUAAACGCUUCUGAUGAUGAGUGGUGGCAGGCGAGGCUUGUCACACCUCACGGAGAGAGUGAGCAGAUUGGGGUCAUUCCAAGCAAGAAAAGAGUGGAGAAGAAGGAGCGGGCCAGGUUAAAAACAGUCAAGUUCCACGCCAGGACAGGCAUGAUUGAGUCUAACAGGCAGCCAGUCAAAGUAAAGCGCAAAAAAAGCUUCAACCUCUCACGCAAGUUCCCGUUUUACAAGAGCAAGGAGAAUAUUGUGCAGGAGUUGGUGGAGUCUGAACAAUGCCUGACAUCCAACACAAGUGACAGCGAAAGUAGUUCGAAGGGUCAGGAGGACACAAUUCUUUCCUAUGAGCCAGUCAUUCGACAGGAAAUCCACUACACAAGACCUGUGAUAAUUUUGGGCCCAAUGAAGGACAGAAUAAAUGAUGACCUCAUCUCUGAGUUCCCCCACAAGUUUGGCUCGUGUGUACCACGUGAGUUGACAACACUCGACACCUCUACACAGUACGCUAAACAAAAUAGCAGCAACAAAAAUAAACUUGUUCCAUUCACUUCUGCAGAUACAACUCGUCCUAGGCGAGAGAACGAGAUUGACGGCCAGGACUACCACUUUGUGGGCUCGAGAGAGCAAAUGGAGAAGGAUAUCCAGGAUAAUAAGUUUAUUGAAGCGGGCCAGUUCAACGAGAACCUCUAUGGGACAAGCAUCUUGUCUGUCAGAACUGUGGCUGAGAGGGGGAAACACUGCAUUCUGGAUGUUUCUGGGAAUGCCAUAAAACGACUGCAGCAAGCACAACUUUAUCCGAUUGCCAUCUUUAUCAAACCAAAAUCCAUUGAAGCCCUAAUGGAGAUGAACAAGAGGCAGACAUAUGAGCAGGCCAAUAAAGUCUUUGACAAGGCAGUUAAACUGGAGCAAGACUUUGGGGAGUAUUUCACAGCUAUUGUACAGGGUGACUCACUAGAGGAGAUCUACAACAAAAUCAAGCUAAUCAUUGAGGAGCAGUCUGGGCCCUACAUCUGGAUCCCCUCCUCAGAGAAACUCUGAGCUUCCUGCCGUCCUCUCUGCAUCGGCACAGAGCUCCCCUCCUGCCUCCCAGAGACCCCACCCAAGCCCAAAUAGCCCCUCUCCUCACCUCCUUUUUGCAGAUAUGUUUCAUAUCAAGUUUUAGUGUCAUCAUUAUGUUACUCUCUAAAUGAAAAAGAAGUCUUAUCACCAUUACUGUGACUGUGCACACCCCUGCAUGAGUUUCUCAACAAAUCCAUUCAAGACUGGAAAUGCCAUUCCAAAGGAAUUUGACAACCGAAAACAAAAGGGAAAAGGAAUACAUCCUUUUGUGAACUGGGACUGACUGAAGAUCAGAAGGUUUUGCAGAAAUCUGGAGAGGAGUUGGGAUUCAAAAAGAAGUUUCAGGGGAUCAGAGACAAAUCAUACCAAGUUGAAACACUUUGUAAAUGUUCAUCAAAUCACAUUAUAAAAGACACGCAAGACAAGAAGUUGAAGACCAAUAAAGGGUUUUUUCUUUUUUUCUAAAAAAGACUGGAUAAAUCGAGCCCUGCUGAUGGUACUGUUCAAGGAGUCAUCUCUCUUGUUUAUAAUGACUGAGGAAAUUAGUAGAGGAGCCUACAAACUGAUCUAUUUAUCACAAACCAGCUUGCUGUUUGGUCAUCUGCCAGUUGUCUGUGCUGCAGCCGAUAAAGACAUCUUGGGAGGCAGAUCAAGAGGAAGAAGUGCGUUGUGAAUCUCUACAUUUAUAUUAUGAAAUCACAAAAUAAAUGAUGAAAUCCUACUGAGAUUUUACUACAUAUUAAAAACUACACAUUUUACACUUCACUAGAAUUGUCAAUUUGGAGGGCUGUUAGUUCCUUUUUUGUUUUUGUUUUUUUUGUUAUUUUUUUCUUGUGGGAUUUUUUUUUUUUUGCUUGUGGUUUUUAGCUGCUCUGUGUAAAGGACGGGGGUAGAGAAGUGUAACUGGGCUCUCUGCAAAACACCAAACUGCCUUACAUCAAAUACAAAUUCUGUUUUGUGACUACCUGUUGUCUGUGAGGGAGGCUGAACACAAUUGAUGAGGAAAAUCUUUCCUAUUUGUGACCUCCAGCUGUCAGGAGGCCUGACUUGAGUGCAAUAGAUUAAGAAAAGAAGAAGAAAAAAAAUUGCCUCUGUUGGCACUUUCCCUCCCCUGUAUUUCAACCCUCUUCCUUUAUAAUUAAAGAAGAAUUUGGCCAAUGGAUUGCAAUUUGGAUAGCCAGAGCCUCCCAACUCAUGUUGAGCAGCAGAUCACCCUAUUACACUCUCUGCCUUCCCAGAGGAUUCUCUUCUGAUUGGUCACACGGUACUGUCGUAUCUGCCGCCAUGAUGGUGGCCUUAAAACGGGUAGAACAAGACAAUAAUUGUAUUGGAUGUCCUAAAUAUUAGAGUAACUAUAACCUGUUUUCGAUUGCCCCCCCGUCCACCAACCAAAAACACUAAAGUUGGGUUUGAGAAAACCUACGCUUUGUGCAUCUAUAAAUCGAUGAAUUCUUAAUCUAUUGUUGGCAGGUGCUGAAGCACUGUGUUGAGCUCUUGGCACGUCUGGGGGUGAGCUUGGCCAGCUCAGGAAUCUUAACAUACAGAUACCAUUUCCCCGUGACUGAACAGCCACGUUUGGGUGAUUGCACAGUUGUCAAAUGUGAACAAACUACUCAAAGGCACUGUCGCUUAGUUAAAGCUGUUUCCAAGUGGACAGUGUAAUCGGGCUGUACUGUCUUCUUUUUUCUGCAAGGCUGGGAGCUUGUUCAAGGCCAUCAGUUUGGUAACCUUUGAGUUUGCUUUGUGGCGUCACCAGGAUUGAAAUGACCUGCACCAUCCUUCCAUGCAUAUCUUGGCACUAUAUGUUAAUGUGUGCAUGUGAGAGAGCACGUCUGAAGGAGGAGUGCUGUGGCCCUUGACCCUGUGAACGCUUUUGGUUUCUUCCUCAGCUUUUUUUUUUUUUUUUUUUUUUUUUGGGAAGAGUGCAAAGGGAUAUACUUCUUUUUUUCUCCUCAGAGAGCCAGACCCAAACAAGAAGUGUUAACCUAGACCCCUGGGUCCCUUGCUCUCUCCCACCCACAGAGCACCUGUACCUGCAGGCAUUUUCUGAACAGGUGUGCCCACCUGCCAGGCACCACUGCUAAACCAGCUGUCAUUACCUGUGUCAAAACCAGAGUUCAGGGAAUUACCGAAGGGAACAGAGCCAUUUAUAAACUGCUUGCAGACUGUUUCAAAGGGUGUGGUAGCUGUACGAUGUAAAUAAGCCCCCAGCAGAUCCCCCUCACCUGUGCUUCAUGCAUGUGUGAAUCAAACUGGGACAAACAUGUUUUAUAGACCACAAAUGUCAGGUAAGUAAAGUUUGAGCUACUCUUGAGAUAUAAUUUCCAUACAAAUGUGCUGUAUUGUUGGUAUUUCUCUUCAAAUGCCUAUUGGAACACUAACUAGUCAGUUGGGAAUUCAGUUCCCUCAAGUAGGGCCUGUCUACAUGUGAUUUCUUGUGGAACGUGUCUGGGUGUAUAGAUUUUAAAAAAACAAAAAAAACAAUAUAUUGUAAAAUAAAGUGAUGCAGGCAGAAACCUACACAAUAUCACAGGAAGCAGGAGCAUUGAUCAGUACAUUAUUAGAGGUUUAGAAUUGGUCCACUCUGGUGUUUAGUUGAAAUACAGCUGACUGUUAACAAUGUGUGUGGUAUUCAUACCUCAGUCAGCCAUGUCAAAGCCCAAAGAACUUGAUUUCAUUUUACACUUUUCCAUUGAGGUUGUGAUAAGAUGGAACCUGAAUGCCUCUGUGUGUGUAUAAUUGACGAGGGUCUUUGUUCUGAUGAGAGAAAUGACGACAUAUAUACUUUUAUUUUUUUGGGUGGGGGGGUCAGGGUUCUUGUUUGUACUUUUGGGUGAUGAUAUGUUUAUGUUAUAGCACAUCUGUGCAGUAAGUGCUUGCAAACAUGAACCCUUUGAUUGUACAGUAGUUUCCUUCCUGUCACUGCAGGUAGUACAGCCUAUCAGGACACUUGGCCUCAUGGUCUUCCCUGUCCUAGUCAUGAGGGAACACAGUCCUGCAACUUUUGUUUGGGUUUUAUUUUGGGACUUGACAAGAGUUUAUUUGUUUGAAAAUAAAAUAUGUGACUCAGAUAUGA